Magnusiomyces paraingens is the source of this 1095-nucleotide messenger RNA. RefSeq lists its product as uncharacterized. The record is from RefSeq and is a predicted model, not a curated record. NCBI's taxonomy places the organism in Eukaryota, Fungi, Ascomycota, Dipodascomycetes, Dipodascales, Dipodascaceae. Bases 1 to 1095 code for a protein of 364 amino acids. The transcript has a single exon.
AUGUCCACUUUAUAUUCUUCAUGCCCCCUUUCUGAAAACGGUAUUCCUCUCAUCAAGUGGAUCCAUGUUGUUUCUCAUGAAUGCGUUUACGGAAACCUUGAGGCAUUUUCAUGGGCCUCUCAAUACAUCUCUAUAUUAGUAUGGGUCACAGCAGGAACAUACCAAAGUUACCAGCUCUACAAAACAAAAGAUGUCAACGGCUUUAGCGAAGGCUUUGUGCUGUGUUGGAUUGCCGGCGCUUUCUUAAACGUCCUGGGAUGCCUGUGUACAGGUCAAAUGCCAUUCCAAGUCGUUUUGGGAUUCUACUUUUUAUUCUCAGAUAGCUUUCUCUACUUCCAGUACAAGUACUACUCCAACAGACCAUGGCUGGCAGUUCAACAACUUGAAGAAGAUUCACAAGUCAUGGAAGAGCGACAAAUCCUGAUACCUUCCAGUUCAAACACCAACAAGCCCCGUCAAAGCAGCAUUAGCAAAAAUGACACUGCAACCAUCACUCGAUCUUACUCUACCUUCACACCUGGCGUCGUUCUUGGCCUUGCUUACGGCUCUUCCACAACUUCCGGUGCUCCUCUUCCCAGCGUUAUUGCUUCGACCGCAGCUUCUGCCUCUCCUUCUCAAAUUCUUCUCAUUCUCGCCACUGUCCAACUCAUUGUUGGUAACAUUGCCAGCUGGACUUCCAACGCUCUUUACACUGUUUCCAGACUCCCUCAGAUUAAGCGUAACUUUGACCGCAAGAGCUGCGAAGGUGUUAGCCCUGCUCUUUUCAUUGCUACUCUUUUUGGAAACGUCUCUUAUUGCUUCACCAUUGGCUGCACUUGGAAAUCUAUUGUUGAUCCUGUUGAGGCUCGCGAAUUUUUCAUUACUGAGUUUCCAUUCAUCUUUGGUGCCGUGUCUACCACUGUUGCCGAUAUCAUCAUCUUUAUUCAGUUUUACAUUUACAGAGAUAAUGAAUACGAAACUCUGCAAAACAUUGAUUAUAAUGCUGAAGAGCGCAUUAUGGUCAUUGAAUCUCGUUCCCUUAGUGACGAAGACGAAGAGCCAUAUGCUAGAGGACCUUCCUCUUCCAGAAAGACCACAUAUUAUUCAAAGAAUUGA